CGUAAAUUAAGUUCCUUUCCACCAGUUAGGGCAAGUCAACCAAGGUAGAAAAUGGUUGCCUGUAUUCACCUACUGUGAAGAUUUGGAAUCCAAUGACUACAGCUUUGUUUCUCCCAGUGGUUCAGGAUGUAAAUACUGCCUGAUAUUUCCCUGAUGGGCAGUUAAACCAUGAACACACUAAACAAUUUACUUUGGACUGUCCUUCCAAAAGAUGCUUUGGCUUCUCACUUGAAUGCUCACUAAGCAUCUGUAGCUGACAAGGAAAAGAAGAACUGUGAACUGGAAAGUUAUCUUACAAUGAAAAUUACGAGCACGUCUUGCAUCUGUCCAGUCCUAGUGUGUCUCUGUUUUGUGCAGAGGUGUCAUGGAACUGCUCACCACAGCUCCAGCAAGGUGACCCGAAACCAAACCAAACACAUUGAAGGUGAAACCGAAGUCCACCAUCGUCCCAAAAGGGGAUGGGUAUGGAAUCAGUUCUUUGUUUUAGAAGAACACAUGGGACCAGAUCCACAAUAUGUUGGAAAACUACACUCCAAUUCUGACAAAGGCGAUGGGUCUGUCAAGUACAUCCUCACUGGAGAAGGUGCCGGGACUAUAUUUAUCAUCGAUGAUACCACGGGUGACAUCCACUCAACAAAAAGCCUAGACAGAGAGCAAAAGACCCAUUAUGUGCUUCAUGCCCAGGCUAUUGACAGACGGACAAACAAACCUCUUGAACCUGAAUCGGAAUUUAUCAUCAAAGUUCAAGACAUCAAUGACAAUGCGCCAAAAUUCACAGAUGGACCAUACAUCGUUACUGUGCCUGAAAUGUCAGAUAUGGGUACCUCUGUUCUACAGGUGACAGCUACUGAUGCGGAUGAUCCUACCUAUGGCAACAGCGCGCGAGUGGUGUACAGCAUUCUCCAGGGACAGCCCUACUUCUCCGUAGAUCCUAAGACGGGAGUUAUUAGAACUGCCUUACAUAACAUGGACAGAGAAGCCAGAGAACACUAUUCUGUGGUCAUUCAGGCCAAAGACAUGGCUGGACAAGUUGGAGGGCUUUCAGGAUCUACCACAGUCAACAUCACCUUGACUGACGUCAAUGAUAACCCACCGAGGUUUCCUCAGAAGCACUAUCAGCUGUAUGUUCCUGAGUCAGCUCACGUUGAUUCAACAGCUGGGAAAAAAAUCAAGGCAAAUGAUGCAGACACCGGUUCAAACGCUGACAUGACUUACUCCAUCAUAAAUGGUGAUGGUAUUGGGAUAUUCUCCAUCUCCACUGACAAAGAGACCAGAGAAGGGAUCCUUUCCUUAAAUAAGCCACUGAACUAUGAGAAAAAGAAGUCAUAUACCCUCAACAUAGAAGGAGCAAAUACACAUCUUGAUUUUCGCUUUUCUCACUUGGGUCCUUUUAAAGAUGCCACCAUGCUGAAGAUCAUUGUGGGGGAUGUAGAUGAGCCUCCGUUAUUUUCCAUGCCUUCCUAUGUCAUGGAAGUCUAUGAAAAUGCCAAGGUCGGGACCAUUGUUGGCACAGUUUUGGCACAAGAUCCUGAUAGCGCUAACAGCUUAGUAAGAUACUUUAUCAACUACAAUGCUGAAGAUGACAGAUUUUUCAACAUUGAUGCCAACACUGGAACCAUUAAGACAACAAAGGUUCUUGACAGAGAAGAAACCCCAUGGUAUAACAUCACAGUUGCUGCUUCAGAAAAUGACAAUCCUGGUUUGCUGAGCCAUGUCACAGUGGGUAUUAGAGUUCUGGAUGUCAAUGACAAUCCACCCGAACUUGCCAGGGAAUAUGAUAUUGUUGUCUGUGAAAAUUCUAAGCCUGGCCAGGUUAUUCACACCAUCAGUGCCACUGAUAAAGAUGAUUUUGCCAACGGGCCAAGGUUUAACUUCUUUCUUGAUGAACAUCUGCCUAUAAACCCAAACUUCACUCUUAAGGACAAUGAAGAUAACACAGCCAGCAUUCUGACAAGGCGGAGGAGAUUUAGUCGAACUGUUCAGGAUGUGUAUUAUCUGCCCAUUAUGAUCUCUGACGGUGGAAUCCCCUCUCUCAGCAGCAGCAGCACCCUCACCAUCAGGGUUUGUGCAUGCGAGAGAGAUGGGCGCGUGCGGACCUGCCAUGCGGAAGCAUUCCUGUCCUCGGCUGGUUUGAGUACAGGGGCCUUAAUCGCUAUUCUUCUCUGUGUUGUCAUUCUCCUAGCAAUCGUAGUACUUUUUAUCACCCUGAGGCGCAGCAAAAAAGAACCCCUCAUCAUUUCAGAGGAGGAUGUGCGGGAGAAUGUGGUCACCUAUGACGACGAGGGAGGUGGGGAGGAGGACACUGAGGCCUUUGACAUCACGGCUUUGAGGAACCCUUCUGCCGCUGAGGAGCUCAAGUACCGGAGAGACAUCAGACCUGAAGUGAAGCUCACUCCCCGACACCAGACAUUGUCCACCCUGGAAAGUAUAGAUGUCCAGGAAUUUAUUAAGCAAAGACUGGCAGAAGCAGAUCUAGACCCCAGCGUUCCUCCUUAUGACUCUCUUCAGACUUAUGCCUAUGAGGGCCAGAGAUCGGAAGCUGGUUCUAUCAGCUCUUUGGAUUCAGCAACCACACAAUCAGACCAGGAUUAUCAUUACCUUGGAGACUGGGGACCUGAGUUUAAAAAGUUAGCUGAACUCUAUGGAGAAAUAGAAUCUGAAAGAACAACUUAGGGGGUCGAUUCUUGCAACCGUGUAGAAUUUGCUUCCUGAGCAAGUGGAGAUGUAACCUCAGUAAUGACAAGGAAGAAGAUGGAAACAGUACUGUAAACUGAGCAAGCUGUACACAGCUCCUGUAGAAACAAGUGCCCUUUUCAUGAUCGAAACUGGGUUAUUUAAUUGGAAGACAGAAAAAAAAAAAUACAGAGAAAACACUAUUGUUCCUUAUGUAUAUUUUCAAUUGCUCAAUAAAGUCUGUGGUACUGUUUAAUUAAGAAUACCUGAAUAAGCCAAACAAUGAUAUUUGUUUCAAUACUUGCUGAUUUCUUUUUCAAAGGCAAAAUGAAGCAAAAAGGCUCAAAAUCAUGGAUGACUAUGAUUUAUAGGGGUAGUACACUGCAGAGGAAACUCGGGAAGGUAAUCAUGACCUCUUUUGCCACUUUUCUGGGUGGACCCUGGAGACCCACACUUUGUUAUUGUGACAGAUCGUAUUAGCCUUGUCAUGUGUUUAAAUGACAUGAGGUGUUUCUAACAUACAGGGUCACUUAGUCAUGGCCAUGUAUGUACCAUUUCCCUUUGCCCUCCCCACUUACUUUCUCCAUACUAAUUGAUGGAGCAUGGGGAUUUGCUGCCUGCACUAUACUGUAUGCAACUGUGUGCACUCAUGGUGCACUGCUCUGAGCACGGGACUGCUGUCUCUGUCCCAUCUGCCCUCCCCCUUUUAUGUUAAGAGGAA
This is a messenger RNA of Tupaia belangeri chinensis (Chinese tree shrew), 3394 nucleotides long. RefSeq names its product cadherin-18-like. Lineage: Eukaryota; Metazoa; Chordata; Mammalia; Scandentia; Tupaiidae. Gene Ontology annotation, cellular component: catenin complex; adherens junction; plasma membrane. Gene Ontology annotation, molecular function: calcium ion binding; cadherin binding; beta-catenin binding. The record is from RefSeq and is a predicted model, not a curated record. Gene Ontology annotation, biological process: cell-cell junction assembly; cell migration; adherens junction organization.